UCUCCCACGGUCCGUGCGCCCGGUCGUCUCCAGCCCCAUCAGCCCGGUCCACAGCGCCCCCGGCCCGCCCCCUCCUCGCAGCCAUGGACGCCAUCAAGAAGAAGAUGCAGAUGCUCAAACUGGACAAGGAGAACGCCAUCGACCGAGCUGAGCAGGCCGAGGCCGACAAGAAGCAAGCUGAGGACCGUUGCAAGCAGUUGGAGGAAGAACAACAGGGCCUACAGAAGAAGCUGAAGGGGACGGAAGAUGAGGUGGAAAAAUACUCCGAGUCUGUGAAGGAUGCCCAGGAGAAGCUGGAGCAGGCUGAGAAGAAAGCCACCGAUGCCGAGGCAGACGUGGCCUCCCUGAACCGCCGCAUCCAGCUGGUGGAGGAGGAGCUGGACCGGGCACAGGAGCGUCUGGCCACGGCCCUGCAGAAGCUGGAGGAGGCGGAGAAGGCCGCUGACGAGAGUGAGAGAGGGAUGAAGGUCAUUGAAAACCGGGCCAUGAAGGAUGAGGAAAAGAUGGAAUUGCAGGAGAUGCAGCUGAAGGAGGCCAAGCACAUCGCCGAGGAUUCCGACCGGAAAUACGAGGAGGUGGCCAGGAAGCUGGUGAUCCUGGAGGGAGAGUUGGAGCGCUCAGAGGAGAGGGCUGAGGUGGCUGAGAGUAAAUGUGGGGACCUUGAGGAGGAGCUGAAAAUUGUUACCAACAACUUGAAAUCCCUGGAGGCCCAAGCAGACAAGUAUUCCACCAAAGAAGACAAAUAUGAAGAGGAGAUCAAGCUCCUGGAGGAGAAGCUGAAGGAGGCUGAGACCCGAGCAGAGUUUGCCGAGAGGUCUGUGGCCAAGCUGGAGAAGACCAUUGAUGACCUCGAAGACGAAGUCUAUGCCCAGAAGAUGAAGUACAAGGCCAUCAGCGAGGAGCUGGACAACGCCCUCAACGACAUCACCUCUCUCUGAGCCCCACACGACUGUGGCCCUCGGCCCUGCUCUCUCCUCUCCUUUCCAGUCUUUCUCUAGGGAGGUGACAGCCUAGGGAGAGUCCCCAUCUCACUCCCUGCCCCCACCGCCUCACCUGGCACUGGCUUCACCCUUCUGUCCAUCUGCUGCCCCCACCAAUAAGGAACCACCCCUCUCUGCCGCUUAAUAAACUGGUACCUGGUCUCCA
Messenger RNA from Echinops telfairi (small Madagascar hedgehog), 1146 nucleotides. It is a transcript of the gene TPM2, whose product is annotated as tropomyosin 2. The record is from RefSeq and is a predicted model, not a curated record. The transcript is spliced from 9 exons. Gene Ontology annotation, cellular component: actin filament. The coding region runs from base 84 to 938 and encodes 284 amino acids. Gene Ontology annotation, molecular function: actin filament binding. Gene Ontology annotation, biological process: actin filament organization; muscle contraction. NCBI's taxonomy places the organism in Eukaryota, Metazoa, Chordata, Mammalia, Afrosoricida, Tenrecidae.